Messenger RNA from Westerdykella ornata, 1862 nucleotides. RefSeq lists its product as uncharacterized. The record is from RefSeq and is a predicted model, not a curated record. Gene Ontology annotation, cellular component: chromatin; nucleolus. Bases 259 to 1746 code for a protein of 495 amino acids. The transcript is spliced from 4 exons. Gene Ontology annotation, molecular function: peptidyl-prolyl cis-trans isomerase activity; macrolide binding. NCBI's taxonomy places the organism in Eukaryota, Fungi, Ascomycota, Dothideomycetes, Pleosporales, Sporormiaceae.
CCUCGCAGCAAGCCCGACCCGAGCGACCCACAAUUUUUCUUCGCAGCGGAUACCAGAAUCUUGGCAAUGCGGCCAAAGUUUUGAGCUUCCUUUACCCUGGCAGCCCUCGAUUUCUUCUUCCUUUCUGCCAACAAGUUUCUGCACAGCCGCUUUGACGUGCGCACCACGCUCUCUCUCGUACUAGGGUCUCACAGCAAUCUUUGCAACGUCUGUUCCCUUCUUUUCCUCCCUAUCUACCCUGAAAACAUCCACAUAAAAAUGGCUGCUAUGCUUCCCGCGAGCGUCUAUGGCCUUCGGGUCCCCGCCGGCGGAUUCCCCGUUCCCGGCGCCCAAAAGUUCCCUGCCUCUUUUCGCAUCACCAUGGCCGCCAUCGAUCCCACUGCUGAACCGCAGAUGGACGAGGAGAACAAGGCUUUGCGUUCGACCCUCAAGAUCAUCCGUCUCCCCAUGAGCGAAGACGACGAGGACGAUGAGGAUGACGAGGACUACGAUGAAGACAGCAUUCAGGCGAUCAAGGAACGCUUGAAGGGAAUCAUCUCUGAUGAGGAGGAUUCUGAGGAGGAUAGCGAGGACGAGAAGAACGGCGGUCCUAGUGAUCCCGCCAAGUCCAAGAAGGCGAAGCAGGCAGCUCUAACCAAGAAGCUGCAGGAGGAGCUCGAUGAGGAGAUGGAGCUUGACUCCUCCUUCACGAACGGCAUCAAUGGCGCGAGCUCCAAGGGCAAAGGCAGGGCUAACGACGACGACGAAAUCGACAGUGAGGAAGAGGACGAUGAGGAUGAUGAGCCGGAAGAGUUUGUGAUCUGCACUCUGGACCCCGAGAAGAACGCCCAGCAAACCCUCGAUAUCACUGUGGGUGAGCACGAGCAUGUCUAUUUUUCGUCCACAGGCACGUACGACAUCUACCUCACCGGAAACUAUGUCUUGCCUCCCGAUGAGUUUGGCGAGGGUUCUGAGGAAGAUGAGGAAGACGACGACAUGGACUAUGAUCUCUCGCCUGAUGAGGAUGAACUCGACGACAUCUCCGAUUCCGAGGAGGACGAACUUGAUGGCAUGGGAAAUCCUCGUAUCACCGAGAUUGACACUGACGAGGAGGAGGCACCCAAGUUGGUUGAGGCUGGCAAAAAGGGCAAGAACAAGCGCCCGGCCGAGUCCGAGGAUGAGGCCAACCUUGAUGACAUGAUCACCAAAAGCAAGGAGGCUGCCACGAAUGGCGACAAGUUGAGCAAGAAGCAGGCGAAGAAGCUCAAGAAGAACGACGGAGAGGCUGCUCCCGCAGAGCCUGCAAAGAAGGAGACGCCGAGCAGCGAUAAGAAGAAGGUCCAGUUUGCGAAGAAUCUUGAGCAGGGCCCCACUGGCUCGCCCAAGGUUGAGGAGGCGAAGAAGGCAGAGCCCAAGAAGGAAGCGCCCAAGACUGGUCCUCGCAAUGUCGGUGGUGUUCUGGUUGAGGACAAGAAGCUUGGCAAGGGUCGGGCUGCUAAGAAGGGCGACCGCAUUGAGAUGAGGUACAUUGGCAAGCUGAAGAAUGGCAAGCAGUUUGAUGCCAACAAGAAGGGGAAGCCGUUCUCCUUCAAGCUCGGCGUCGGUGAUGUGAUCAAGGGCUGGGACAUUGGUGUUGCUGGCAUCUGCCCCGGAGGCGAACGUCGCCUGACGAUACCCGCCAAACUUGCCUAUGGAAGCAAGGCGCUUCCGGACAUUCCUGCCAACUCCGACUUGAUCUUCGACAUCAAGUGCAUAUCCGUUAGCUAAACUCAUCGCUUGUCGACCGCACCGACCGUACACUAAAGGCCCACCUUCCUCAUGUAACGACUAAAGUUGAUGUACCCCACUCGUGCGCAUUCGGCCCGCACAGCAUGCGGUAUUCG